AUGAAGUCUACCGGAGGCACGACUCCGCGUCCGCAGCGUAUGCAACUCGCAGAGCGGGUCGCUCUGGAAUCGGAUAUAGCCAAAUUCCGCGAGCACACAGACGACAGUGAUAGCGACAGCCUUCACUACCCAGAGCAUCAACUGGAAGAUAGCGAUGUCGAGAGCCGUCCUGAGGAAGAAAAUGAUUUCGGAAGCAAGGCAAGUCUGACACUGCCAGAGUAUCGUCUUCGUGGCACUUCCCCCCGUCCCUUUCCUCGCCUUUUGCCCAUAUCCCAUAUGCUGUCGAGCGACAGGUGGAAACCAAGUACCGACUCUGCCGUGAUAAAGACCGAAGUGAAGCCCAAGGAGGAGCACGAGGAAAAGCCCAAGGACGAGAAGCCCAAGGACGCGAAGCUCGAGGAGAAGCCCAAGGAGCAGAAGCCGUCCUUCGCGAACCAGAAGCAUAACGUCUCGACCAACCUCGGCGUUUCGCUGGAGUCACGCAUCGCUUCAGUCGAGGCAGGUCUCGAGGAGUUGGGCACCGAAUCCAGCAGCAACAACGGCCUUUUCUUCUUCCACUUUCUGCUGGAGGUACUUCACAUUGCUGGGUCGGCCACUAUCUGCGUGUGGGUGCUUCGUCGCCUUACUGACCUUGAGUCGCGCAUCACCGGAUAA
Messenger RNA from Sordaria macrospora k-hell, 654 nucleotides. RefSeq lists its product as uncharacterized. The record is from RefSeq and is a predicted model, not a curated record. Lineage: Eukaryota; Fungi; Ascomycota; Sordariomycetes; Sordariales; Sordariaceae.